CCUCGUUGCUUCUGUCAUAAAGACCAUAACAUCUGCUUCAAUCUAUCAAAUCAAUCCGAAUCUGACUAUGCCGAAUGUGAGGAUGGAAGAUUCCGAGGCGUUUCAAAUCCAAUUCACAUCCAUAAUGGCAACAGUCUUACAGACCGCUGUCAGGGAAGCAACACAACUUUUUGAAGGCACUUUGCUGCACUUGAAAGAGGAGUUGGUGCAACUGAGACAGGAGAAUGUCCAUCUGAAGACAUGUGAUUCAUCCAGUCAAGUCAAAACAAGAUGCACAAAGGUUUGGAGUCAGAGGAAUGACAGUGUUGUUGCUAAAAAUCGUGAUGUUGGCGUGCAGUGUGAAAAGGCUAUUUUCGUUGACCGGGGCUGCAACCCUCUUCAGUGUAUAGGACAACGUCUUCAUGUGGGGGACAUUACAAGUGAUAAACUGGCAGAUCUGUGCACCACUGAGGAUGGGAGCAGACAGCUUGCAUUGCUUCUCAUCAAACAAGAGCCUCUAGUGACUGAACAUGACCACUACACACCAGGAUACUUUCUAUUGAAGCAAGAAGGUGCUGAGCCAAUACUGGUGCGCAGAGAGCCAAAUAAGGACACCAUGGAAAGAGUUAUGAUCCCACCAGCAUUUCAAACAAUAACCAGGCACUAUAGCAACUCUAGGGAAAAGUCACCACCAUUAGUUACUCGGUCCUCUUAUAGUCACAGAGUGGAUUCCUGUGGUCACCAGUCCGACUGGACUAAACACCCAGCCAGAGGUACAGCUGAAAGAACAUCAGAAAAUGGAGCCGGCUCGUCUUCCCAAAACCAAACAGAACGAGAAAGUGCAUUUUCUUCAACCGAGACAUCAACUAUUUCAGUACAACAUGCCAAUUCAAACCAGACUCUUGCUCUCUCAAAUAACUUAUCUGUGCCAAUGAUUGAGCUGUCUGGCAUUCAGGGUUGUAUAUCGAUACCUAGGGUUCAUGGUAGACCAAACCAGAAUCCUGAAACAAUAAACCAGAUAUCCCAGGAGGUGAUUCCACUAGUACAGUCUGCCAUGCCAUCAGACCAUGUUCCAGAUACAGAAGCAUCAAAUACAUUUCCACCAGUCCAGGAUCGGAUUCUCUCGACUAAUCUUGCUUGCUCUCAAGCCCAGGUUUUUGCUUCAUCGCCAAAGAUAAUGCCAGUUUAUUCUGAGAGUUCAAGUCCAUCAUUCCAGUUCCCUUUGGUGCAACAACACAAUCAAGCUCAGGCAGCUCAGCCUUCUUAUCUGCCAACCCAUGUUCCAUUUACUUCUCUCCACCUUCCAGUUACAACAAUUCAGGGAUCUGUCUCCACACUUCCGGCUUCAUCAAGUGGUACCCCAGCCCCACCUCAACAUAUGCAAUCUCAAUAUCCAGCACAAUCUGAUCAGUUCUCAUCUUCUUCAGACCAGUUUUUUCCUCCACCUGAUAACACCCCAGGUUUGCUUGAAUCUCUGGAUACUCUGCAUUUGCACUCGCCCAUUGUGAUGAUGCCCCAAGAUGCCCCAGAGCAUUUUUCUAUGCCCCAUGUACAGCCAUCCAGGCAACUUGCACCUCUGCUAACACAGAAGGAGCAGCGAGCUGAAAUUUCCACCCAUUCAAGUGUUGCUUUAGGGAGAGUACCUAUUAUACCUUUAGAGACCGCGGUUUCUCCAGUCAAUAACUUUGAAGUCUGUAUUGGAGAGACCAAAUCAGUUGCCAAAGAUGAUGAUGAAGACCUCUCAGAGGAUAGUGAGGACAAUAGUCCCACACUCCAGUCUAGACUGCGGAAACAGAGAAGGGUUUUUUCCAAAUCCAGACAUAUAAAUUUAGCAGAUGAUGUCUGCACAUUCAAUUUCAAUGAUGAAAGGAUAGACAGGGCACAGAAAGACUUCAUUAGUGAAGCAAUACAUUGUGGCACAAGUGUUUCCACAAAUAACGCAAGUCAAACAUUAACGAAAGCUUCAAGUAAAACACUGCAGAGGAGUACUGAGUGCUCUGAGUGUGGAAGGGUGCUCAGCAAUGCAUCUGCCUUGGAGAACCACAUGAGACUUCAUACAGGUGAGAGGCCUUAUACCUGCUCUCAGUGUGGAAAGGCCUUCCCUAGUGUACGAGGUCUUAACCGGCAUGUAAAGGUCCAUGCAGAGGAGAAGCGGCAUCAGUGUGAGGAAUGUGGAAAAAGUUUUGUUUACCACUUUACCCUUACCAAACAUAAGCUCAUCCACACUGGAGAAAGGCCCUUUCCUUGUAAAGUUUGCGGCAAGAGGUUUUUGGCCAAGGCAGACCGCUCUACGCAUAUGCGAAUGCACACUGGAGAGAAGCCAUUCUCUUGCACUCAAUGUGGGAAGAAGUUUAAACACAGAGUUGCUCUAAAUAUGCACUUGCAAGGGCAUAGAGGGGAGAAACGCUAUGUCUGCCCCCAUUGUGAAAAGGGAUUUGUGGAUCUAGGUAAUUUUAAAAGACACAAACUUAUCCACACAGGGGAGAGGCCUUUUGAGUGCAAGGAAUGUGGUAAACGGUUUACUCAGUCAGCCCAUCUCAAGAAACAUGUCAACACACAACAUAUGAUUCAUUAAGCAAAACUGACAUUUUGGCAAAUAAUUCAGUUGAUCCAUUCUAGAAAAUAUAAUAGAAUUAGACCUGACAGAAUUUGUUAUGGGGAGCUGCUCUCUGAAUUUUGUCGAUUUACUUUGCGUUUAUUAGAAUUAACUUGUUUCCUAUAAAAUAUCAUAACAUACAGAUGAUUUGCAGCUAAUGACAGAGAGUGGCAUCAAGCCAGUCUCACACCAGUCAAGAAGUGCCACGUCAAGGGUAGAACAAGGCACAGGUAUCGCAUAUAGGACGUGUCUGUGGUGCAGGUGGCAGUCCAAAGUUGUGAAUCUAGUCACCAUACACACAAAUGUUACGAAGGUUUUUGUAAGAAUGAACAAAGUGAUGUUUAUGAGUUUGCAGGUUAGUGUAUGAAACCUAUAGUUGAAUGGAAAACUAUAAUUGAAGUCAGAAGUUUUACUAUACACAGUUUUAUUUAACCAAGUUACAACAAAUUAUUAGCCACCCCAUAGCUGUUCCAAAAUAUGGUAUGAAGAGGGGGAGUGGGAAAGGGAGAGAGAGAGAGAAAGACACAGAAAUGAGCAAAAAUGUCUGCACCAGCACCUAGCUAAGCCGAUAACCCAGGCCACAAACACUGUUUGUUUCUGCUCUCUGUACAUGUUUGUUUCAGCAGAGUUGUGCGAUUAUGUUUCCCCCAACCUAAGCAGAUUUAUAGAAUCCUGACUAAAAGAAAUAAUUCAAUCACCAAGUAAAAAAACUAUUUUUUUUUUCUCUUCUGAGCCCUCCACUGAAUUUAGAGCAGCAAGCUGUUAAAAUGCAACAGCAUGCUUGCAGGCAGUGAGUGAAGGCAGCCAUUGCACUGCAUAGGUAAUGGCUUUCUGGCUAACUGGGCUUUGUAAGUGGUUCGAGCACCUAGUAGCUUGCUAAGCUGCAUGUAGCAGGUUCGUUGUCUGGGCAAUGAAGGAGUCAGAAGGCAGCGAACUCUCAACGUGAAUAUUUUAUUACUCUUCAGCAUCAAAUUAACUUGUUUCCUACAAAUUAUCAUAGCAUACAGAUGAUUUGUAGCUAAUGACAGAGAGUGGCAUCAAGCCAGUCUCACACCAGUCAAGAAGUGCCAUGUUGAUGUUAGAAAAAGGCACAGGUAUCGCAUAGAUAUCGUUCACAAAACUUAAACAAAAAAGGCACUCAGUGGCCAAGUAGUCUCUCUCUCUCACGCGCACACACACACACACACACACACACUCUAGUAAAUGCACGCACGCCGGUACGGUCUCUCUCUGGUCUGCCACUCUGAUGCCUUGUGCUGCUUUUUAUGUCUCCCUCCGCCAUCACUACAACAAGAAACAGGUGUUAGAGAUAUUGAUAACCCAGGUGAUGAGCCUAACCGCUCUCUCUCUCCCACAGAUACACAACCACGCCCCCAUCACCACACUGCAUUAAAAGAGAAGGGUGGAGGUUGUACUUGACUAGAGUCAUGCAUUUUCCCCUCUGGCUCGCUUUCUCUUUGUUUUGCCCCAAUCUCAAAAUCUUUCUUGACAAUUAUUGCACAGUGGAAAGCUACCAUGUUCAACCACCCAUAGACAAUAAUUUCACAAUCUCAAAAAUAAGCUACCAUAAAACGAGCAGAAAAAAACAACACAGUAAAUACAGACGUCCACAUUUUUGUGGUUGGGACAUUUCAAUCAAUACCACUAUCAUACUAAGAUUUGAAGCUGCCAUCCAAGUAUGCUGUAGUAUUAAGCAAUGAUAGCAGUUGAAGGGAUAGUUAAAGUUUUCCCCAAAAUGAAAAAUCACUUAUCAUGUACUCACCCUUAUGCCAUUCCACAUCUGUUUGACUUUCUUUCUUCUGCAGAAUACAAACUAAGAUUUUUAGAAGGAAAAUCUCAGCUCUGUAGGUCCAUAUAAUCCAUGGUGUAAAUGGUGACCAAAACUUUGAAGCUCCAAAAAGCACAUAAAGACAGAAUAAAAGUAAUCCAUAUAACUCCACUGUUUUAUUCCUUCUUAAGCGAUCCAAUCAGUUUUUGAUAAGAAAAGAACAAAAUAUAUCUAAUUUUUUACUGAACACCUUGCCAUUGCGGUCUCUAGGCAUGAUCAUGAUUUCAAGCUCGAUUACAUUUCCUACAGCAAUGCUGAUUGCAUUAUAGGAAGUGUAAUCAAGCUUGAUAUCACAAUAUCCAAGGAGACCGCUGAUGUCAAGAUUUUAUAGUGAAAAAGGAAUUAUAUUUUGGUCUGUUCCCACCCAAAACCGAAGACAUUGUUUAAACCACUGGAGUCGUAUGGAUUAAUUUUAUGCUGCCUUUAUCUGCUUUUUGGGGCUUUAACAUUUUGUUCACUGUUCACUUGCAUUAUAUGAACCUACAGAGCUGAGAUAUUCUUCUAAAAAUCUCUUUGUGUUCUGAAUAAGAAAGGAAAUGUAGAAACAUCUGGGAUGGAAUGAGGGUAAAUGAUGAAAAUAUUUAUUUUUUAGGGGAACUAUUCCUUUAACCUUACACAGAGAUGAAGCAAAAGGGAAAAUUAGCAAUGUGCAAGAAGAACUCUGUGUUAGAAAUCAUCACCAAAAUGACAAACAAAUUUGAGAAAUGAUGAGAUAAAAUGCUCUCAAUAGCAGAAGUUAGGAUUAACAAUCGCCAGACUUCAAUGCCACUCCACAGAUUUAAUAUUAGCAAACUAUAGUUUUGGCAAGUCGUUUAGGACAUCUACUUUGUGCAUGACAAGAGUAAUUUUUCCAACAAUUGUUUACAGUCAGAUUGUUUCACUUUUAAUUGACUAUAUCAGAAUUUCAGUGGGUCAUAAAUUUACAUUCACUAGUUAAUUGUGCCUUUAAGUAGCUUGGAAAAUUCCAGAAAAUUGUAUCAAGCCUUUAGCCAAUUAGCUUCUGAUAGGUGGUAUACUGAAUUUGAGGUGUACCUGUGGAUGUAUUUUAAAGCUUACCUUCAAACUCAGUGCCUCUUUGCUUGACAUUAUGGGAAAAUCAAAAGAAAUCAGCCAAGACCUCAGAAUUUUUUUUUUUUUUUUUACCUCCACAAGUCUGGUUCAUCCUUGGGAACAGUUUCUAAAUGCCUGAAGGUAUCACGUUCAUCUGUACAAACAAUAGCAUGCAAGUAUAAACACCAUGGGACCACGUAGCCAUCAUACCGCUCAGGAAGGAGACGCAUUCUGUAUCCUAGAGGUGAACGUAGUUUGGUGCGAAAAGUGCAAAUCAAUCCCAGAACAACAGCAAAGGGCCUUGCAAAGAUGCUGGAGGAAACAGGUAGACAAGUAUCUAUAUCCACAGUCAGAUGAGUCCAAUACCGACAUAACCUGAAAGGCUUCUCAGCAAGGAAGAAUCCACUGUUCCAAAACCGCCAUAAAAAAGCCAGAAUAAAGUUUGCAAGUGCACAUGGGGACAAAGAUCUUACUUUUUGGAGAAAUGUCCUCUGGUCUGAUGAAACAAUAAUUGAACUGUUUGGCCAUAAUGACCAUUGUUAUGUUUGGAGGAAAAAGGGUGAGGCUUGCAAGCCAAAGAACACCAUCCCAACCGUGAAGCAUGGUGGUGGCAGCAUCAUGUUGUGGGGGUGCUUUGCUGCAGGAGGGACUGAUGCACUUCACAAACUAGAUGGCAUCAUGAGGAAAAUUAUGUGGAUAUAUUGAAGCAACAUCUCAAGACAUUAUCCAGGAAGUUAAAGCUUGGUCGCAAAUGGGUCUUCCAAAUGGACAAUAACCCAAUCACACCUCAAGUUGUGGCAAAAUGGUUUAAGGACAACAAAGUCAAGGUACUGGAGUGGCCAUCACAAAGCCCUGACCUCAGUCCAAUAGAAUAUUUGUGGGCAGAACUGAAAAAGCAUGUGCGAACAAGGAGGCCUACAAACCUCACUAGGUUACACCAGUUCUUUCUGGAGGAAUGGGCCAAACGUCAAGCAACUUAUUGUGAAAAGCUUAUGGAAGGCUACCCAAAACGUUUGACCCAAGUUAAACAAUUUAAAGUCAAUGCUACCAAAUACUAACAAAGUGAAUGUAAACUUCUGAUGCACUGGAAAAUGUGAUGAAAGAAAUAAAAGCUGAAAUAAAUCAUUCUCUCUACUAUUAUUCUGACAUUUUACAUUUUUAAAAUAAAGUAGUGAUCCUAACUAAUCUAAGACAGGGAAUGUGUUCUACGAUUAAAUGUCAGGAAUUGUGAAAAACUGAGUUUCAAUGUAUUUGGCUAAGGUGUAUGUAAACUUCUGACUUCAACUGUGAGUGUCACUGCAGAAUUUUGAGCAGCGUCCCGAGUCGGAGUGUAUCAUCAUAGAAUUUUUUUUUUUUUUUGUAUUUUAGAAUGCACUAUGUCGUCCGCCAGAUGCCAUCUGCAGAUAUUAUGUAGGUCGAAUGGGUAGUGCUGGGGAGUCAAAAUAAUGGCACAGUUACACAGGAUGUGCACAUAUGGGUUAGGGCAUUAAUAUCUCUGCAUUAAGGAGAGUCUUGUGGACUUGCAGUACAGGGGUUUUAAUUUUGGUACUGACUUGACUUUUGUUAACUGUUGGUUUUUACAAUGUCAUUGUAUUUUUACAGUGCCUGGUCAAGCCCAUUAAAUGUUAAAAAUGUUAAAUAAGUACAAUUCUAUAUAUAAUAUAUAUAUAAUUGUUUGGAAGCUCUGUGCCCUCUGUGGGGGGGUCUAUAAUCAUGGGGAAAAAACAGUUCACCUAUAUAUAUAUAUAUAUAUAUAUAUAUAUAUAUAUAUAUAUUUAAAUUUUUUUUAUUCAUUUUCCAAGGAGCAAUGUGAAACCUGUCUACUGUCAAGCGAUCUUUGAUUAUAUUUUUCUAGUGUAAAUCAAACUAUAUAUAUAUCAAUAAAA
Messenger RNA from Myxocyprinus asiaticus (Chinese sucker), 7339 nucleotides. RefSeq lists its product as uncharacterized. Gene Ontology annotation, cellular component: nucleus. NCBI's taxonomy places the organism in Eukaryota, Metazoa, Chordata, Actinopteri, Cypriniformes, Catostomidae. The transcript is spliced from 4 exons. The coding region runs from base 68 to 2554 and encodes 828 amino acids. The record is from RefSeq and is a predicted model, not a curated record.